Coregonus sp. 'balchen' is the source of this 17927-nucleotide messenger RNA. NCBI's taxonomy places the organism in Eukaryota, Metazoa, Chordata, Actinopteri, Salmoniformes, Salmonidae. The record is from the annotation of a GenBank genome assembly.
AUGGUGAGGGCAGGUGUUUGGCAGGAAGGUGCAGGAAUGCCCACAUGAAGGAACGCCCUGAAUUGCGGGCUGAGAGAGUGGUGAAUGUGAUGCUAAAAAGGCAAAUCUGGGAGGUAAAUCCGGGGGACGCAGGCGAACAUAACAAACAAACCACUGUUCAUGAUUCCACUUGUCAGAUCAAGAAUAUAAGCAUUCUGAGUUUUGAACAAUGCUGUGAGCAAUAUUUAGAUGUUGACCCAUAAUUGAUUUUCUUUAUUGUGUACAAUAUAUAUAUAUAUAUAUUUUUUUAUGUAUACUUACGGUGUCCUCAUAUGUAGGCUAGUUACGGUCUGGUCAUACUACCAUCCCAGUAACGUGGGACUAUAUACCAGAAUAACUUGCUAUAAUCAUACUGUAUUGUCAUGUACAGUGCCUUGCAGAAGUGUUCAUCCCCCUUGGCGUUUUUCCUAUUUUGUUGCAUUACAACCUGUAAUUUAAAUUGAUUUUUAUUUGGAUUUCAUGUAAUGGACAUACACAAAAUAGUCCAAAUUGGUGAAGUGAAAUGAAAAAAAAAAAUUACGGAAAAGUGGUGCGUGCAUAUGUAUUCACCCCCUUUGCUAUGAAGCCCCUAAAUAAGAUCUGGUGCAACCAAUUACCUUCAGAAGUCACAUAAUUAGUUAAAUAAAGUCCACCUGUGUUUAAUCUAAGUGCCACAUGAUCUCAGUAUAUAUACACCUGUUCUGAAAGCCCCCAGAGUCUGAAACACCACUAAGCAAGGGGCACCACCAAGCAAGCGACACCAUGAAGAACAAGGAGCUCUCCAAACAGGUCAGGGACAAAGUUGUGGAGAAGUACAGAUCAGGGUUGGGUUAUAAAAAAAUAUCAGAAACUUUGAACAUCCCAUGGAGCAACAUUAAAUCCAUUAUUAUAAAAUGGAAAGAAUAUGGCACCACAACAAACCUGCCAAGAGAGGGCCACCCACCAAAACACACGGACCAGGCAAGGAGGGCAUUAAUCAGAGAGGCAACAAAGAGACCAAAGAUAACCCUGAAGGAGCUGCAAAGCUCCACAGCGGAGAUUGGAUUAUCUGUCCAUAGGACCACUUUAAGCUGUACACUCCACAGAGCUGGGCUUUACGGAAGAGUGGCCAGGAAAAAGCCAUUGCUUAAAGAAAAAAAUAAGCAAACACGUUUGGUGUUCGCCAAAAGGCAUGUGGGAGACUCCCCAAACAUAUGGAAGAAGGUACAGAUGAGACUAAUAUUGAGCUUUUUGGCCAUCGGACCACUUUAAGCCGUACACUCCACAGAGCUGGGCCAGAAAAAAGCCAUUGCUUAAAGAAAGAAUUAAGCAAACAGGUUUGGUGUUCGCCAAAAGGCAUGUGGGAGACUCCAAAGACAUAUGGAAGAAGGUACUCUGGUCAGAUGAGACUAAAAUUGAGCUUUUUGGCCAUCAAGGAAAACGCUAUGUCUGGCGCAAACCCAACACCUCUCAUCACCCCAAGAACACCAUCCCCACAGUGAAGCAUGGUGGUGGCAGCAUCAUGCUGUGGAGAUGUUUUUCAUCGGCAGGGAAUGGGAAACUGGUCAGAAUUGAAGGAAUGAUGGAUGGCGCUAAAUACAGAGACAUUCUUGAGGGAAACCUGAUUCAGUCUUCCAAAGAUUUGAGACUGGGACAUAGGUUCACCUUCCAGCAGGACAAUGACCCUAAGCAUACUGCUAAAGCAACACGUGGGUGGUUUAAGGGGAAACAUUUAAAUGUAUUGGAAUGGCCUAGUCAAAGCCCAGACCUCAAUCCAACUGAGAAUCUGUGGUACGACUUAAAGAUUGCUGUACACCAGCGGAACCCAUCCAACUUGAAGGAGCUGGAGCAGUUUUGCCUUGAAGAAUGGGCAAAAAUCCCAGUGGCUAGAUGUGCACGCUCAAGUUUUCAGUUUAUCUUAUUUCUUGUUUGUUUCACAAAAAAAUAUAUUUAGCAUUUUCAAAGUGAUAGGCAUGUUGUGUAAAUUAAAUGAUACAACCCCCCCCAAAAUCCAUUUUAACUCCAGGUUGUAAGGCAACAAAAUAGGAAAAAUGACAAAGGGGUUGAAUACUUUCGCAAGCCACUAUACUCAGAAUAGCUUUGACACCUGUAUAAGCCUUCUAUUCCUGUAAUCGUGGAAAGGUCUUUGCUAAUAAAAUACUCUAUAGGUCAUUAUAAAUAACAUUUCACAACACGUGCAGAGUGUUCCAUUUGGCUGCUGGGGGGUGGGGUGGGGCCAAAUAGGCCUAAGUGCCGUUUUCAAGGGAUUGUUAAAUACUAUUUGGUUUUAAUAUCAUCACCGCUUGAAGAGCAUAGUCAGAACUACACAUUUCCGAUUAUUCCACAUUUAGCUCUAUCAGCAGAGUUAUACAGCAAGUAACUGCAUGCUUUUCGUGAUCAGUAAACAUCAAUUGAUCAUGUAUUUUCAGAUACGUGAGGGUAGCCUACACAUUUGGCAUAGCUAGCUAAGCAAACAACAUGUGUCAUUUAACGUUAGCUUGCUUCAUUAGGCUUUUGGAAAGAGCUUGACAUUGGCAGGUCCUCGUCCAGGUAAAAUUGUCAGUCGGACUACUGUAAUCACCAUUAUAGAUGGCAAGCAAAUAUAGCCAUCUAGUUUAUCCCCUGAAAGUUAGCUUGUUAACUAGCCAUUUUGACGUUAGCUAGCCAAUUUGACGUGGUCCAUCAAUCAAUGUAGCCUAUCAUCUCAGCAGCAAUCGUGAUUGAACACUCUUAAAAACAAUGUUGAAAAGGGGAUAAUGUUAGCUAACUUCGCUAGGUAGGCUAAACAUUGGUUGGAGAAAAAAGUAGGCUACAUUAGGUCAAUUUACCACUAUGUUCAGCCAACUGUACAAAGUUUCUGCUGGUAGCUUGCAAACUAAACAUUAUCAUCUAACAGUACAUCGGCAAUUGCGCCCUUCUGCUGCUUGACAGGCAGAGCCCAUAAAGGAUGGGAAAUUAACCUAAACCACUCAUGCUUGUCAGUUAAAGUUCAUUUUUAUUUUAUAUCACUUAAAUAUCUAAUUUAUGGUGGCCAAUAUUGAGAGAUAUCUUGAGGCAACCUUCAUUUUACUUCACACAAAUUACAUAAUCAGUUGAUGUUUAUUGAUCAUCAAAAGCAAUUACUUUCUGUAUAACUGAUAAUAGAGCUAAAUGUGCGCAAUUGUUUUGCAUGGAAUGUGUAGUUUUAACUAUGCUGUUCAAGAGGUGAUGGUAUUGGAACCAAAUAGUUCACAUUUAUAUAACAAUCCCUUGAAAACGGCACGCAGUUGUCAGUGGUUUUAGCGGAGCUGUGAGUCUCCUCGCCCCCCAGCAGGGAAAUCGAACGCUCUACACCUUAUUGUGACGUUUUAUUGAUAAUGACCCAUAUGCAAUGUGCUUUACACUGAGGUAAUCUAUUCUCACUGGAUAACUUACAGAACCCAAACCCUUUAUGUCGAUCUGACGUGUUCCUAGUGCACCCACGUGAAAAUAGAGUCCAAUAAGCUUUUAAGCCAAUAAAUACACAGAAACAGCCCUGAAUACUGCCGCUAUAUAGGCCAGUAGGCCAGAUGAGGUGUUCCUCAGGUGACCAAGGUGUCUACAGGUAGGCCUACAUGUUGCUCUGCAGUAAUUCAGCAAUGCUUGAAUUAGAAAUGACUAAUUAAUGGCAUGACAUAACAUAAUGGUGUGGUGUAAAGCUUUCAUCAUGUGUUUUGAUGUUUAUGUGGUGUAUAAUAGUGUUUGUUUUGUGUAGGUACAAAUAUACAGGUCUUCAAUCAUUGUUCAUGUAAGAUGAAAAACUAAGAGCCAUUUUAUGAUAAUCAGAUCAAUAACACACACACACACACACACACACACACACACACACACACACACACACACACACACACACACACGCACACACACACACACACAACCUGUAGUUAGUAGGUGCCACUUUCAUCUCCACACACUAUUUUCCUCACAUGUGAUCAUUAGUGACUCUUUAGCAGGAUGAAUUAGUGAGGCGUCAUUAACAGAUGGCUCAGCAUCCACAGCAUCAUGUGACCUUCCAUAGGGCUCUAUUAUUUCUCACUAUCUCCUACACGAAUGUCUCAUCUCCAGCGGUUCGUGUUAUUUGGAUGCUUUUGUGAGACAGCAGCGUUCAAAUCAAGGGCAAUUUUCAUGUCCAAUGUAAUCAAGAGUCAUGAAAAGGCGUUAGGCCCUACCGCACAUUCCGUGGUUGUAGCUGACGUUGCUUGGCGCUUUGAACAUUUCCGUGGUUUUAGCUGGCGGUGCUUGGCCCUUUGAAAGUUUCCCGCUUUUAUGCAGUUCGUGUGAAGUCGUUUGCCUGCAAGAUUUGGGAAUUCCAGAGCAGAAUGCUUUUCACCCAAAUUAAGUUCAUCUUGGGAUACUGGUGUUUUUGCUUGAGUCACUUUUAACUCUUUUAACUCAUUGCCAAAUAUAAUAUUUUUCUUUCUAAAUUAAUUACAUUUUUAUUAAGCUAUACUACUUCAUACACAAAUGACAAAUCUUUUUUUAUUUUUUAUUAUAGAAUAUACAAAUUAAAAUAGAAUAGAAUACAAAUAUGUAUGCUAUAUGUCUAUUUACAAUAGGUUUAAUUCAACAUAAUUUUCAACUCCUGUUGCAGACUAAAUAGCUGUCUAUUUUAUAGCCUGGACAGCCGAUAGUGGACAAUAAUCUCCACUAUCUUCUGGAUACAGUGGGGAAAAAAAGUUUUUAGUCAGCCACCAAUUGUGCAAGUUCUCCUACUUAAAAAGAUGAGAGAGGCCUGUAAUUUUCAUCAUAGGUACACGUCAACUAUGACAGACAAAUUGAGAAAAACAAAUCCAGAAUAUCACAUUGUAGGAUUUUUUAUGAAUUUAUUUGUAAAUUAUGGUGGAAAAUAAGUAUAUGGUCACCUACAAACAAGCAAGAUUUCUGGCUCUCACAGACCUGUAACUUCUUCUUUAAGAGGCUCCUCUGUCCUCCACUCGUUACCUGUAUUAAUGACACCUGUUUGAACUUGUUAUCAGUAUAAAAGACACCUGUCCACAACCUCAAACAGUCACACUCCAAACUCCACUAUGGCCAAGACCAAAGAGCUGUCAAAGGACACCAGAAACAAAAUUGUAGACCUGCACCAGGCUGGGAAGACUGAAUCUGCAAUAGGUAAGCAGCUUGGUUUGAAGAAAUCAACUGUGGGAGCAAUUAUUAGGAAAUGGAAGACAUACAAGACCACUGAUAAUCUCCCUCGAUCUGGGGCAAGAUCUCACCCCGUGGGGUCAAAAUGAUCACAAGAACGGUGAGCAAAAAUCCCAGAACCACACGGGGGGACCUAGUGAAUGACCUGCAGAGAGCUGUGACCAAAGUAACAAAGCCUACCAUCAGUAACACACUACGCCGCCAGGGACUCAAAUCCUGCAGUGCUAGACGUGUCCCCCUGCUUAAGCCAGUACAUGUCCAGGCCCGUCAUGUCCAGGCCCGUCUGAAGUGCAUUUGGAUGAUCCAGAAGAGGAUUGGGAGAAUGUCAUAUGGUCAGAUGAAACCAAAAUAGAACUUUUUGGUAAAAACUCAACUCGUCGUGUUUGGAGGACAAAGAAUGCUGAGUUGCAUCCAAAGAACACCAUACCUACUGUGAAGCAUGGGGGUGGAAACAUCAGGCUUUGGGGCUGUUUUUCUGCAAAGGGACCAGGACGACUGAUCCGUGUAAAGGAGAGAAUGAAUGAGGCCAUGUAUCGUGAGAUUUUGAGUGAAAACCUCCUUCCAUCAGCAAGGGCAUUGAAGAUGAAACGUGGCUAGGUCUUCCAGCAUGACAAUGAUCCCAAACACACCGCCCGGGCAACAAAGGAGUGGCUUCAUAAGAAGCAUUUCAAGGUCCUGGAGUGGCCUAGCCAGUCUCCAGAUCUCAACCCCAUAGAAAAUCUUUGGAGGGAGUUGAAAGUCCGUGUUGCCCAGCGACAGCCCCAAAACAUCACUGCUCUAGAGGAGAUCUGCAUGGAGGAAUGGGCCAAAAUACCAGCAACAGUGUGUGAAAACCUUGUGAAGACUUACAGAAAACGUUUGACCUGUGUCAUUGCCAACAAAGGGUAUAUAACAAAGUAUUGAGAAACUUUUGUUAUUGACCAAAUACUUAUUUUCCACCAUAAUUUGCAAUAAAUUCAUAAAAAAUCCUACAAUGUGAUUUUCUGUUUUUUUUUUCUCAUUUUGUCUGUCAUAGUUGACGUGUACCUAUGAUGAAAAUUACAGGCGUCUCUCAUCUUUUUAAGUGGGAGAACUUGCACAAUUGGUGGCUGACUAAAUACUUUUUUCCCCACUGUAUGUGCCCGGGUGGUGUCCCCCGGCAACCAGUUUGUACAUAAAACAUCCUCCAUUAAGGCUGCAAAGGCAUCGGUUUCCUCCUUAACUCGAUUUAAUGGCCCGUCGGUGAAAGAAAACGGGGAAAAUAUGCAUACUGUCUUAAUAAAACACAUUUUCCAGCAAUUUCAGAUUUUCUGACAACUUCCAGAUGUUGCACACCGUGUGACUCUUGUUAUUUAACCCUGGCUGAAUGUGGUCAGAGAUACUAUAUAUAUAUAUAUAUAUAUAUAUAUAUAUAUAUAUAUAUAUAUAUAUAUAUAUAUGAGAUGGUCUUGUCUCCGUCCUAACAAUGGGAGUCGUCCCAAAGGCAGGAAGGCAGGCGGUCUGCUUAUCGGUCUGCUUAUCGUGGAUAGAUUUUCACGGGAGUAAACCCUCUCGCUUCGCCUCUUCCUCUCUGAUGUGGUCCUCAAAAUCAGGAAGUAGCAUUAGCCACCAUAGCAUGGUGGUGGAAAAUUGUGUUUUAUUAAGACAGACCUACUUGUGGAUUGCCCCCUAGACAUUUCAUUUUAUAUUAAGAAUAGGCCUACACAUUAAAAACCUUGAAUCAUCAUUUUCGAGCUGUUCGUGGCAGUCUGACAAAUGUGCUCAAUUAACAAUUUGCACCCGGUGACAAAACAAUGCUGGGUGUUUUAAUUGAGUGCACUUUGAUAGAGAGAAGUUGUUUCAACAAGCUGUAGAACUCAUGCAGCCACGAAAAGGUUCUGAAAAAAUAUUUUUAAAAGACGUCCGUGAGUUGUCUGAUAGGCUAUUGUAAACUAUGGAUAAAUAAAUGUCUGUUUUUGACGUCAUGUGUGAUUAGAAAAACAAAUGCUAGGCUAUGGUUGAACUCAUUGAUCUGUAGGCCUAAAUUUUGUUUUACAUCAGAUCACAGCUAAUUCCUGCUUGCAACUUAUGUCAAGGAGUCUGUCAAUGAGACAGACUGUGUCCAUAUCUUGAGGCCUAUAUGGCUGCGUUUACACAGGCAGCCAAAUUCUGAUAUUUUGUUCCACGAAUUGGUCCUUUAACAUUUACAUUUUAGUAAUUUAGCAGACAUUUUAGUAAUUUAGUGAGUGCAUACAUAUUUUUUUUUCAUACUGGCCCCCCGUGGGAAUCAAACCCACAACCCUGGCGUUGCAAGCGCCAUGUGCUACCAACUGAGCUACACAGGACUUUAACCAAUCAGAUCAGCUCUGAAAAAGAUCUGAUAUGAAAAUAUCUGAUGUGAUUGGUCAAAAGACCAAUUAUUGUAAAAACGAUAAGAAUUGGUCUGGCUGUUUAAAUGCAGCCUAUAUGGCUCAGGUAUUGACCACAUAGGCAGCAUUUACACAGGCAGCCCAAUUCAGAUCUUUUACCAAUUAUUUGCAUAUCUGAUACCUAUCUGAUCAUUUCCCUAAUGUGUAAACAGCAAAUAAACACAUGGAAUCUGAUCUUUUGACUUCGGAUUUAUACCACCUCCAUAUGUGGAUCUGAAUCCUGGUACAAAUCCGAUCCUCCAAAUGCAACCUCUGUUUGGACACUCAGAUGAGAUGUUUUUCUUUGGGCACAUGACCUGCUAUUACCACGACAACCACCCCAACAUUUAAAGGAACCAGUGGCAGCAAAUGAGCAUUGCAUCUGUGUGCUACUUCAGAGGCUACAUCGGUGUGAAUGCACAAAUCUCAUAUGGGUCACAUGUAAAACUGACUGUGGACAGUCAGAAAAAGAUAUUGGAUAUAGAUAGAAAAUCAGAGUUGGGUUCUUAGGGUGGCUGUGUCUCAUAUCCUCCAUUUCUCUCAAUCUCCCUUGAUCAUUUAUCUUUAUCCAUAUCAUCUCUCUUCAUCUGUCUCUUCUCUCUCUCUCUCUCUCUGUAUUUUCUCCAUUGCUCUCUUUCUCUCCUUUUAUAUGGUUUUAUAUGGUUAUUUAGAUCUCGGUACAGGUCUCUAAUUCCUGUAGAUCCUCUUAGGAUCCCUGAGCUAUUUCUGUUUGGUCCCACUGUAAUGCCCAGAGCACCUUCUCUUAAAUCUCUCUCAGGCCCAGUGAUUGGCUGACACACACACACACACACACACACACACACACACACACACACACACACACACACACACACACACACACACACACACACACACACACACACACACACACACACACACACACACAAACACACACACACUCUCACACCCAGCAUCCAACCCCACUCUAUUCACAGCAUUAGACAUCCCGGUUGUGUGACUGACCACAGUCCAGUGUGAAGGAAGCUGACGAUAACAGAGGAAGUGCUUCAUUGUGACCGUAGGCUCACAGGUAAGGACAGAGCAGUAGAUAAAUACCUGAUUCUGGGAACCUAUGAGGCCAGUCUUUGACUGUGUGGCUUGGUGUGAAUGGAUAGAUGGACUAACAUGUUGCUGAUGUUGGGCUGACUUCAUCCUCUUUAUCUCUCUUCUGGGUAAAGAGACCCUGGUGAGAUAGUAAUCGAUUGAUUGAUUUAAUCGAUUAGAUAUUAAAAGUAGUAGGCUGCUCCAGCCAGAGACAACAUUACAUACAGUUAGCUGGUGGAGUAAAACAGAGAAAUACACUAUAUUAUUUGGGUUGCUGGAUCCCACAUAAAGGGUUGACAUUUUUAUGUUGUUGGCCAUUAGAUUUUUUUUUUGUUUGUGACUAUUUUGUAUUGCGUUGGAGUUUUUCACUCAGGAGAUGGAGGAAAACAGGCAGACAGUGUUGGAGCUCGUUUGAAGGAAACUCAUGUGCUUAUAUAUUAUUUUUAUUUGGGCGGCACUUGGAUUUUUUGAGUUUGUUUUUAUUUUGUAUAUUUUUGGGGGGUUUCGACCCAGGAGAUGAGGUGAGUUAAAGAACGGCAUGUAUGGUUUAAUAAUUGAGCCAAUCAUUUGUUUUUCGUGGCCAAUAUUCACAAAGGUCCCGAUUCAGACUUAGGAAAUAUACGCCUGUUCUAUGCCUUUCCUCCGCACUUCUCAGUAGUUGGUAUUCAGACUUACCUUAUGCAGGUGUGGUUCCCUUGCACGCUGAAUAAAUGUAAUUUAACUGUUUGUGAAAUCCUCCCAUUUGCUGGCCAACAGAUUUUCUCGUGGAUUUUUCAUUCAAUAGGGUUUUCAGUAUAUUUAUUUAAAUCCAUCCCAUUAAAUUUGGUGUACCUUUAAUUAGAAUUUUCUUGACAGACUCACUAGAAUAUAUGGAGAGAACGGUUCAGAAUAUUAGGGAUCAAUGAAAGAAAGCCAUCUAAAUACACGCAUAUUCAUCUCCUUUUCAGUACCAAUUGGUAGAUUUCAAAAUACCCUGAUCUUGUAUAUUAUUUAGGGUUAGGAAAGUAUUUAUGAAUAAUAAAUACAAUAAAACAGGUUUGGAGAAUAUAUUGGUGAAUCAAAAAUACAGUGGUUUGAUUGAUCCUGAAAGUUACCAUAUUAAAUUGUUCAAUCCAUUAAAUAUUGGAAGGUGAGAAAAGUGUACAAUAGGGGCUGAACAGUAGUCCUAUAAAUCUACCCUAAUAAUCCUCACUAAUCAUUGAAGUGUGAUGACAACUGUCCAGUUGUUGUGAACCGUGCGCCAGGCUCCAGGUUUAAACUGCUAACUAUGGUCUGCGUUCCAUAAUGAUUCAAAUAGGCUACAUGUCCCAAAUUAUUGCACAACUUGUAACACGUUAGCCUGAUAUAAUCCACUAUUGCUAGCGAUCCUCAGGAACAACCACACGAACGUGACAGAGGAAAGAAAGGUAAGCUAACGAUGUAAUGGAAUGAUGCAAAAUGUAAGGAAACUAACACUAAAGUCAGUGACAGUUAUAAAUGUAUGUAGGUAUAACUGACAGUGACAAGAUACCAAAUGUAAAAAAUACACUGAAAAGUCUGGGCAUAUAAUUAAAACAUUCUAGAAAUCAUAAAUCAACUUGGUAGGUUUGGUGCUAUACUGUCAUUUGUGCAUGGCUACAGAAGCCUAUAGCUUGGGUCUCCACAUUUCAUCCCAAGUUACAAGGCCAGCAUUUCAUAAACUUCACUGUGGAAAAGCUGAUAUGUUGAUAUGUUUCAGUUUGCUGCCAUAUGACUGGUUUCACAUUUGUCUCCAGCAAUCAUAAGGUAAAAUAGAUCUAAAACAAUUGUCAUUUAUAUUUACAAUCCCCUUAUCCAAACAGCUUACUCAUUUACCUAGCUCUUAUCAAUAGCUCUUAUCAGUUUUGUAAAUUACAGUGCAUGGAGAAUGAUGUUAUUUCUAUCAGAAAAAAUAAAGUAGAUGUUGUUCCGCUUGGAACCGACAGGUUGCUCGACCUUAUUCAUUGUUUCAUACUACAUAAAGGUGGUAGAAUGAGGUAAUGAGGGAAUUAAGUCAAGGUCAGAACACGGUGUAUCUUUAGACACACCUCUGCCACGACUUCAUUUCUUUGAUCUCCACCCCUAAAUGAAUAGCGGGUGAAUAGCAUGCUAUUCUCAUGCUUCAGUUCAAGGUCAGAAUACACAGAGAUAAAAGUGCAUAAAAAGGUAAUUACAUUACAUUUACGUGCGCUUAACUCAGGUCGGAAUUCCCCCCCAAAGAGUCUCAGAGUAAGAUCAGUUUUUUCCGUUUAGAUAAUAAUGGAUACGAUUACAUGGACGGGGUAUCUGAACCCGGAUCAGCACUCCUCCUCUGAGACACUUUUUAAAUACGGGCCCAGAUCUGAUAUUCUGCUUAUCUGCUGUUUGGAAUACAGGAUGGUGCGUGUUAGUGGUGCUGAACGUCUAUGGUUUAAUAAACUGGUUCUCAGUGUACCUAUUGGUACCAUUACAUGGACAUUUGAGUCAUCUGGCUAAUAUCAGCUUUAGCAGAUAGAUUGUGGCUUUUAUCAAUGUAACUGUCUGCAUCAUGUUCAAUCCCCCAUAUAUUUUUCCUGUAAAUAUAUAUAUUAUUUUAUUAUAUUAUUUAUUAUUUUCCUCUAACCCUACCAUCCCUCCCCUAAUUGGAGUAAACUAAUGGACAACAAUACUUAGGCUUCCACUUCCAGCUUAUCCAUACAUUUCACGGACAGUAUAGUCUACAGUGGCUUGCGAAAGUAUUCACCCCCCCUUGGCAUUUUUCCUAUUUUGUUGCCUUACAACCUGGAAUUAAAAUAGAUUUUUUGGGGGGUUUGUAUCAUUUGAUUUACACAACAUGCUUACCACUUUGAAGAUGCAAAAUAUAUUUUUUUGUGAAACAACAAGAAAUAAGACAAAAAAACAGAAAACUUGAGCGUGCAUAACUAUUCACCCGUGUUUGCUUAUUUUUUUCUUUAAGCAAUGGCUUUUUUCUGGCCACUCUUCUGUAAAGCCCAGCUCUGUGGAGUGUACGGCUUAAAGUGGUCCUAUGGACAGAUACUCCAAUCUCCGCUGUGGAGCUUUGCAGCUCCUUCAGGGUUAUCUAUGGUCUCUUUAUUACCUCUCUGAUUAAUGCCCUCCUUGCCUGGUCCGUGAGUUUUGGUGGGUGGCCCUCUCUUGGCAGGUUUGUUGUGGUGCCAUAUGCUUUCCAUUUUUUAAUAAUUGAUUUAAUGGUGCUCCAUGGGAUGUUCAAAGUUUCUGAUAUUUUUUUAUAACCCAACCCUGAUCUGUACUUCUCCACAACUUUGUCCCUGACCUGUUUGGAGAGCUCCUUGUUCUUCAUGGUGCCGCUUGCUUGGUGGUUCCCCUUGCUUAGUGCUGUUGCAGACUCUGGGGCCUUUCAGAACAGGUGUAUAUAUACUGAGAUCAUGUGACAGAUCAUGUGACACUUAGAUUGCACACAGGUGGACUUUAUUUAACUAAUUAUGUGACUUCUGAAGGUAAUUGGUUGCACCAGAUCUUAUUUAGGGGCUUCAUAGCAAAGGGUGUGAAUACAUAUGCACGCACCACUUUUCCGUUAUUAUUAUUUUUUAUUUCACUUCACCAAUUUGGACAAUUUUGUGAAUGUCCAUUACAUUAAAUCCAAAUAAAAAUCAAUUUAAAUUACAGGUUGUAACGCAACAAAAUAGGAAAAACGCCAAGGGGGAUGAAUACUUUUGCAAGGCUCUGUAUCUCUGAAGACUAUCCAGUUUUUAUAUCUAUUUGCCAUAUAUUUUUCAACUGUGCUGUGAUGUUUCACAAAUGUUCUGAACCUUUCCAUUCUCAUAGUUUCAAAGAUAAACACCUUUGCUAAGAGUAUUAUUAUAUUAUUGAUCGAUUGACUAUAUCUUUUCAAAUCACCCAGCAGAGUUAGCUCCAAGUAAAUAUUUUCAGCCAUUCCUGAACCUGCGACCAAAAACAAGCUACAUAUGGGCAGUACCAAAACAAGUGAUCUGAUGAUUUUGUCUCUUCGCAGAAAAAUCUGCAGAGUCGGAUUCAAAACUCUAAGUUUUGAAUCUGGCUUCGUUUUAUGUACAGUGGGGAAAAAAAGUAUUUAGUCAGCCACCAAUUGUGCAAGUUCUCCCACUUAAAAAGAUGAGAGAGGCCUGUAAUUUUCAUCAUAGGUACACGUCAACUAUGACAGACAAAAUGAGAAUUUUUUUUCCAGAAAAUCACAUUGUAGGAUUUUUUAUGAAUUUAUUUGCAAAUUAUGGUGGAAAAUAAGUGUUUGGUCAAUAACAAAAAGUUUCUCAAUACUUUGUUAUAUAUCAUUUGUUGGCAAUGACACAGGUCAAACGUUUUCUGUAAGUCUUCACAAGGUUUUCACACACUGUUGCUGGUAUUUUGGCCCAUUCCUCCAUGCAGAUCUCCUCUAGAGCAGUGAUGUUUUGGGGCUGUCGCUGGGCAACACGGACUUUCAACUCCCUCCAAAGAUUUUCUAUGGGGUUGAGAUCUGGAGACUGGCUAGGCCACUCCAGGACCUUGAAAUGCUUCUUACGAAGCCACUCCUUCGUUGCCCGGGCGGUGUGUUUGGGAUCAUUGUCAUGCUGAAAGACCCAGCCACGUUUCAUCUUCAAUGCCCUUGCUGAUGGAAGGAGGUUUUCACUCAAAAUCUCACGAUACAUGGGCCCAUUCAUUCUUUCCUUUACACGGAUCAGUCGUCCUGGUCCCUUUGCAGAAAAACAGCCCCAAAGCAUGAUGUUUCCACCCCCAUGCUUCACAGUAGGUAUGGUGUUCUUUGGAUGCAACUCAGCAUUCUAGGUCCUCCAAACACGACGAGUUGAGUGUUUACCAAAAAGUUAUAUUUUGGUUUCAUCUGACCAUAUGACAUUCUCCCAAUCCUCUUCUGGAUCAUCCAAAUGCACUCUAGCAAACUUCAGACAGGCCUGGACAUGUACUGGCUUAAGCAGGGGGACACGUCUGCACUGCAGGAUUUGAGUCCCUGGCGGCGUAGUGUGUUACUGAUGGUAGGCUUUGUUACUUUGGUCACAGCUCUCUGCAGGUCAUUCACUAGGUCCCCCUGUGUGGUUCUGGGAUUUUUGCUCACCGUUCUUGUGAUCAUUUUGACCCCACGGGGUGAGAUCUUGCGUGGAGCCCCAGAUCGAGGGAGAUUAUCAGUGGUCUUUUAUGUCUUCCAUUUCCUAAUAAUUGCUCCCACAGUUGAUUUAUUCAAACCAAGCUGCUUACCUAUUGCAGAUUCAGUCUUCCCAGCCUGGUGCAGGUCUACAAUUUUGUUUCUGGUGUCCUUUGACAGCUCUUUGGUCUUGACCAUAGUGGAGUUUGGAGUGUGACUGUUUGAGGUUGUGGACAGGUGUCUUUUAUACUGAUAACAAGUUCAAACAGGUGCCAUUAAUGCAGGUAACGAGUGGAGGACAGAGGAGCCUCUUAAAGAAGAAGUUACAGGUCUGUGAUAGCCAGAAAUCUUGCUUGUUUGUAGGUGACCAAAUACUUAUUUUCCACCAUAAUUUGCAAAUAAAUUCAUUAAAAAUCCUACAAUGUGAUUUUCUGGAUUUUUUUUCCUCAAUUUGUCUGUCAUAUUUGACGUGUACCUAUGAUGAAAAUUACAGGCCUCUCUCAUCUUUUUAAGUGGGAGAACUUGCACAAUUGGUGGCUGACUAAAUACUUUUUUCCCCCACUGUAUCUGUUCAUAAACCAUGUGCCAUGGAAUUGGUACUUCGAAAAUCUCCUCCCAACUAUUUUGCAACCUGUAUGGUGCAGCUGUCAAUUUCUGGUCCUUAAAUGAAACCGGUAUACUUUUUUAUUUAUCACAAUUCUCUUUAGCCAAUUUUGAUCUUUAAUGCAGGGCCGACAGACAAGUUCCUUACCUUUUCCCCUUUCCACUUGCCUCCUCCAUUUUUGCGGUAACGCUGCAAUCAGUUGGUUCUUUACAGACGUUAUUUAUGAAUGGCUCAACAUCCUACAUGGUGUUCUGGAACAAAUGUGGACUCGCUUAAGGGCCAAUGACUUCACAACUCCAAUCAGGGAGAUGAAUCAUCAAAGAGGAGUGCAUCAUGGCUAUCCCCUGCAUAGCCUGGACACUGUAAUCACAAACCCACCCUUAGAGAUGGGGGUUGGGGGGGGGGGGGGGUUGCCAUGGAGACAUUCUUCCUUGUGGUAGGCUGUUGGACAGACCAGGGUCAGAGGUUGGAUACAGGAAGGAGGGAGGACUAAGGACUCACCUCAGAUGUGGUGUGCUAAGAUUUAAACACUGGAGUCAGUUUAAUCUAUUGACGUAUUGGCUUAGAGUAAGCAACACUGUACCAGCCCAACCGCAAGCUUUACCUCAGUGUCCACACACACAAGGGAAGAAGGUGUCGGAAUGCCUUGGAAAGUCAGUGUAACUCUGUGGUGGGUGAUCUGUCAGUUGGAAAGUCAGUGUAACUCUGUGGUGGGUGAUCUGUCAGUUGGAAAGUCAGUGUAACUCUGGGGUGGGUGAUCUGUCAGUUGGAAAGUCAGUGUAACUCUGUGGUGGGUGAUCUGUCAGUUGGAAAGUCAGUGUAACUCUGGGGUGGGUGAUCUGUCAGUUGGAAAGUCAGUGUAACUCUGUGGUGAGUGAUCUGUUAGUCACAGGUUAGACUAAAUGUGUCCUGCCGUCACCUGGUUAACAUCACAAUAGAGAGGUUUAUAGGAGAGAGAGAGACAAAAGAGAGAAAAAUAAUGUGUGGAAAAGCUUCCCCAAAUAGAUUUAAAAAUAUUUAAAACAUGAUGAUUUCGUUAAAGCACACAUAUAAGUAAAAAAAUAUGUCUGGUGGCUGUUGGUUUUCCAGUAUUUUUCCAGGAAUGGCACCUUAACCCCUUCCUCCUUUUCUUUAGCCCCUCCUCCUUUCCAUUACAAACAAUCCAGAGAGAAUCUAACCCUCACGUGCCAACCACUAACAAGAGGGAUCGGAUACCAGAGUAAUCCACUCAAACCACAUUAACUUGAUUAGCACUUCCAGGAAAGCUCCAUGGGCAUACAGGGCUAGAACCUUUCCAAACACGCUUGAUUACAUAAUGUUAUUGGGGGACUAGUCUCUCUUGACAGACUGAGAUUUGGUUUUGGGAGCUAAGAUUAUUUGGGGAUCACAGAAUUGAAAUAGGUAGAGCAGUCAUUCUGUCUGAUAUCAAUGGCCCUCAGUCCCAAAAAGGAUUAUAUGGUGUCAACAUGCAACAUCUCAGCUAUCACUUUGGCCUACUAUAAAGAGUGUUUUUCAGAGACAACACUGAAGAGUACAUCCCCUAUGAGCACACCAAACACCACUCAAAAUGGCCGAACUGCAAAAUAUGAUAAUCCUGAAUGAUCUUGAGCUUUAUUGUCACAAUGUUCCUUUUGUUCAAUGAACGAUGGUUUAGGUUCUGAGAGACUUUUAAAACAUCCCCUCCCCUCCUGUGUUCUGUUUCCAACAGCUAAAUCUCAAACAUAAUGUCUGGAAACGUCGAUGAGGAGGAGGCCAAUGUCACCCACACAGGUGAGGAUGAGGCUAAUGUGUGUGUCUGUUUGUGUGUGUGUGUGAGUGUGUGAUUAAAGUGUGAAGGUGGUGUCUUGGACAUUUACAGUUCAUCCUUAGAACAUUUAGGUCUAUCUGAGAUCAGACCUAUAUAAGACACCGGCAACAGUCUGUCUGCUUUUCCACAGUAAGCCUGAUAGGAUAUAUGGCAUUAUUCCUUUGAAUCAGGGAGAGGUCAAAUACAGCACACAGCCGGCAAGCAGCCACCCACUAGAAAGGGAUAAGCAAUGUUAGUAGCAGGUAGCAGAGAGACACAGAGCUCUGUGGUGUUCUGGCACUGACAGACGCUCUAAGCUACUUUCCUACCUACUCCUACGCAACCAAGGUGCAAUUAGAAGACAGCCUUAAGCGUCUAGUUUAGGCCAUAAUCCAUCAUAAUAAUAUAAGAAAAUAAUAUCCAUUAGCAGACGUUACCAAACGCUUACAGUCAGCUGCAUACAUUUUGUAGUGGUCCGGGAUCGAACCCAUACCUUGGCGUUACAAGCCGUGCUUACAGUUGGCUACAGACCACAAAGGGAGACCACAGGAACCCUAGGGCCAACCCAUCCAGCACUGCACAUUGUACAUCUGUCAAUCACACACACAGUCUGCUGUGUUCAUCUGAGUCACAGCCCAAAACAAAGAUGGCUGCUGCCAUGUAUAAACUCUAUUUUGGUGGAGUCUCGGCACAUGACAUCAAGAAUACUGUUCUGCAAUUCUGUGUCAGUUCGGCACACCAGGUCAAUGGCAGUAGGCCUACAAACAUUACAAACCAUUGAGGAUGACAAGACAGGAGUCUGAGGCUUACAGUAUUUCCAUAUGACCACAAAUGAAUGAUCGUUGUCCUGUUUUUUCCAGGCCCAAAGGGAGUGAUCAAUGACUGGAGGAGGUUUAAGCUUGAGAGCAUGGACCAGGAGUCCCUGCCCCCCCAGAAGAGAGAGCUGCUCAGGCAGAUGUCCUCCCCACACAGGCCCAAAGAUGACGGCAGGGGAGGCCUCAACCGCAAGGUGGGUUAGAUUAGGUUACAUCACAGUUUAAUGUGUAUUUCUAUGGUCCAAAUGCACAAACAGAAACAUGCUGACAAAUGUACACCUUAAAUGAGUUCACUUAAGUGUCCCCUUCCAGUAUCUUGGACCGGUCAAUUGAACACCCAGACUAGGUCUCUCUAUGUCUCAUUAUACAGAUGGCUAACAUAGUCUAAACAGGUGUGACUCUAAUGAUAUAUGGGCUGUAAACACUAACUGCCUUAGUGAGCUAAAAACAAAACAAGACAUGACUGUGUAAGGAGACAGUGUCCAUGACGAUCAAUAAACUGUAAAUCAUUCUUUGUUCAUUGUCAUGGUUUUAGAUGAGCGUACAGGAGUACGAGCUGAUUAAGGAGGAUGACGAGAAGUGCAUGAAAAAGUACCGCAAGCAGUGCAUGCAGGAGAUGCACGAGCGCCUCAGCUUCGGGCCCAAGUUCGAGGGUGUGUACGAGCUGGACAGCGGCGAGGCAUUCCUGGAGGUAAUUGAGAAGGAGCACCGGCUCACCGUGGUGGUUGUGCACAUCUACAAGGAAGGGAUCAAAGGUUGCGAGGCGCUCAACUCCUGCCUGGACUGCCUGGCCACCGAGUACACCAGCGUCAAGUUUUGCAGGAUUGACGCGGCGGCGACUGGUGCGGGGGAGCGCUUCACUGACAGCGUCCUGCCCACCAUGCUGGUGUACAAGGCCGGCGAGCUGCUGGGGAACUUCCUGGCCACCAACCAGCACUUCAACGAGGAGUUCUUCGCCACCGACGUGGAGGCUUUCCUCAACGGCUACGGCCUGCUGCCGGAGAAAGAUGUAGUGGUUGGUGGAGAGGAAGAGGAGGCAGCCGUGGAUGUGGAGGCAGUGGAGUGA